AUGAAAGAGGCACUAGUAUCAACAGUCUCAAGAAAUGUUGUAUUGAACUGUAUACGAGAACAAAAGCGUCUUGAUUGUCGUGCACUUAAUGAAACUCGAAAAAUUAAAAUUGAUUUUCGACAACAUCCUGGUUGUGUCUCUGUUACUUUUGGUCGUACAUGUGUAAUUGCUCAAGUAUCAUGUCGUAUUACAAAACCAAAAGAAUCUCGACCCUGCGAAGGACAUAUAAGGAUUCAUGUUGAUUUAACAAAAAUACCUCUAAUGAAUUUAGAACAAUGGAAACAUCAGGAAUUUGCCCAAGAAAUAAAUUCGAUUUUAGAACAGAAUAUACGUCAUGCAGGAUGUAUUGAUUUGGAAUCAUUGUGUAUAAAUGCUGGAGAAUUGGUUUGGUCAAUUAAAGUUGACAUUGUCGUGUUGAAUAAUUGUGGAAAUAUUUUGGAUUGUGCCAGUAUUGCUGCACUUUGUGCAUUAUAUCAUUAUCGUGUUCCAGAAGUCAGUGUUCACGGUUCCAGUGUACGAGUGUAUGGACACAAUGAACGAAAACCACGACCAUUGCGUGUUUUACAUUUUCCAUUAAAUGUAAUGUUUGCAUUUUUUUGCGAUGGACGUUUUACAGUGAUUGAUCCAAGUGAUGAAGAAGAAAAAGUGAUGGAUGGCUUUGUGGCUGUGGCAAUGAAUACUCAUAAUGAAAUAUGUGGAAUCAAAUUAAGUGGAAAACUUGGACUCAGAAAAGAUCAGAUUGAAGUGUGUAAACAAAUAGCUUAUUCUAAAACUGCUGAAUUAACUGACAUUAUUCGACAUGCAGUUAACGAUUAUUACAAAAAGGGUGAAGCAGUUGUUAAUCAUCACUUAUGUACGGAUAGAGAAGAUGAGAAUAGAGAUAGUAAUGAUGAAAAAAAUGAGAUUAUGACGAAAACAAAUGUUGACGAGGCAGCUAUAUCACUAUUAUUGAUGCCUGCCAUGAAUCGUUUAUCUGUGAGUCAAGACGAUAAUUCUGAUAUCGAUCGUUCUAUAUCUUUUCCCGAGCCUGAUCUUAACCAACUACAAGAAGAAUUUAUUGAACCCAUUACUCCCAUCGAACUGACGACCGCUGAGGAAAACAAAAGUAUUCAUGUUUUACCUAACGACGAGUCUUGGCCUAUAGCUGUAGAGAUUAGAAGCAAUUCGACAAGAAAAAAUGAGUGUGAUAUCGUCGAUGUUGUUUCAAUUAUUGCAGAUACACUAAAUUGGAUUGUAGGAGAAAUCGAAGCAUCAUAUAUAUCGAACAAAACGGGAAAUUAUAUUAUUGAUCAUGAUUUGACAGGAGAAAUUUUACGAAUUGUUCCAUUUUAUAUUUUACAUCUGAACAAAUCUGUAAUGGAUUCUAAAGACAAAACAAUUAUAUUAUCGGGAUGUGGUGGCGGUUAUGAUAUAUUUGGUACAUUACCCUUCUAUUUCAAAAUGGAAUCCGAUGCCCGAAAAAUCAUACUAGUUAGUUAUGCGUUUACAAGUCAAGUCUGUCUCGAUAAAAUUGGUCAAAAACUGACGAAUAUAUUGUAUAAAGUAACGGCUAAUUCAACAAUUGCUGAUGAAACAUAUUGUCCAGAAUGGCGAUUAUCGCAUCAAUUAAAUAAACCGAUUUAUACAAUACUGUGUGAUUACACUAUCACAACAUUGCAAUACAUUUUAGACGCUUAUGAAUAUAUAAUUAAACAUGAAUGCGAUGGCAUAGUGGAUGAAAUUUACCUUAUCGAUUGUGGUUCUGAUGUUCUUUUGACUGGAAAUGAGAAACAACUGGGUACACCCAUUGAAGACAUGUCACAUUUAAAAAUUGUUCAAUUAUUAAAUAUAAAAAAGAAAUAUUUGGGUGCUGUUGGAACGAAUAUUGACACAGGUCAUGAUGUUUUGCAACAAGAUAUUGAUAAUAGACUAAAAGCGUUAAAAAAUUCAAUAUUAUUGACAUGGACGUGGGAAUUACAAAAUGAAUACGUUAAACAAUAUUACGAUAUAUUUCAAAAAUGUGAACCGACACAUAGUAUUGUUCAUAGUUUAAUAUGUUCAGCAUUAGAAGGUCAUCGUGGUUCAUAUAUACCAGAGCAUUUAAAUAAAAGAGUAACAAAAUCAAAAGUAUUAUUAAGUGAUGCGACAAAAAUUGCCUAUUUAUUUGAUUUAGACGAUGUGGCAUCUCAAGUUACCAUUGCACCUUACGGUUAUCAGCAGCAACCAAUGAUGCAACAACAACCUGGUAUGGUAGGUCAACCACGUCCUCAGAUGCCUAUGCAACAGCCUGUUAUGCAACAACAGCCUAUGGUACAACAACAGCCUAUGAUGCAACAACAGCCAAUGAUGAUGCAACAACAACCGCAACAACAAAUGAUGGGUGGUCAACAACAGAUACCGUUUAUGCCACAGCAGCGACAAUUUUCAACACAGUCAGCUAUGGGAGGAUUUCCUCGUACGAAUAAUUCUCAAGGACAGACAUUCGAAAAUGAUGUUAUAUUAUCAAAUUUAACUGGUUGGUCGCUAAAUGAAGUUGAACGUCUUCGUCAUGAAUUUAUGAUGUAUGCAAAUCAGCACGGCGUAAUUGAUCGGGAAUCGUUUCGUAAACUGUACGUUGCAUCCUUAUUAAAUAUGAAUUGGGAAACAUUGGAACAUGAUGCCGAGGCGGCAUUUAGAAACUUUGAUGUAAAUUUAACGGGUGCCCUCGAUUUCAAUGAAUACAUUACAGCAUGUUCAAGAAUGGCACGAGAUAUGCAUGGACCACAGUAUUGA
This is a messenger RNA of Didymodactylos carnosus, 2751 nucleotides long. Lineage: Eukaryota; Metazoa; Rotifera; Eurotatoria; Philodinida; Philodinidae. The record is from the annotation of a GenBank genome assembly.